CCCUCUUUAAUUUCACCUCCGCUCCCUUAUCAUCUCCCACAACUUAAUCGCAACAAUGCAGUUCACUCGUUUUACCACCACACUCCUUUUCGUCUUCGCCUUCUUCGGCCUUGUCGCCAUCGCCGCUCCCGUUCCUGCAAUCAACGAGCUUGAAGAGCGCUGCGCCUUCGGUUGCAAUGAUGGUGCAGUUGUAUCCAUUCUUGCAAACCUCCAUGUCACUGUCAAGGCGGAUAUUGCUGUCGUUGCCAACCUUGUUGCCCAAGCAUCUGUCGACGCGACAUUAUAUACUGCGGUGUUUGCCACCCUUAUCGCGGAUAUCAACGCCGCUAUCACCCUGAUCGCAGCACUUCCGGUCUCGGUCGUUGGGCUGAGCGCUGGCUUGAUCGCCUCGACUUGCGCGAACAUCUUUAUCGACAUCUUCGUUGUCAUCAACUCCUGCUCGUCAAUCCCGAACAUCGCGUCCUGCUAUGGUGGACUUAACGAGGUUCUCGUUGCUCUCCUCGGAUCUCUCAAGGUCUGCCUGGGCAACGUCAUUGUCAGUCUCAUUGCCACCCUUUGCGUCACCAUCAAAGCGGUCAUCUCCCUUUCCGUCAAUGUUGACAUCUUCGCCGGUCUUUCGGCGGUGCUCUUCAUUUGAUCGGAAUCCGUCUAUACGGCUGACGGUUGACUCACGGAUUGACUUUCUUGGAUACCUUGCAGUCCAUGCUGCGGAUUCUUUUUACCCCAAAACUCAGCUAAAAGCCCACAAAC
Dacryopinax primogenitus is the source of this 750-nucleotide messenger RNA. RefSeq lists its product as uncharacterized. The coding region runs from base 56 to 637 and encodes 193 amino acids. NCBI's taxonomy places the organism in Eukaryota, Fungi, Basidiomycota, Dacrymycetes, Dacrymycetales, Dacrymycetaceae. The transcript is spliced from 2 exons. The record is from RefSeq and is a predicted model, not a curated record.